Octopus sinensis (East Asian common octopus) is the source of this 3144-nucleotide messenger RNA. Its product is annotated as monocyte to macrophage differentiation factor 2. Gene Ontology annotation, cellular component: membrane. Lineage: Eukaryota; Metazoa; Mollusca; Cephalopoda; Octopoda; Octopodidae. Gene Ontology annotation, molecular function: pore-forming activity. The transcript has 7 exons. The coding region runs from base 1101 to 1943 and encodes 280 amino acids. The record is from RefSeq and is a predicted model, not a curated record.
GUGUGUAUAAACUGUUUCAUCAUCGAGGCACAAGAGCUGUCACUCGAUGCUCUGGUUGAUUUAAGCUAGCACACACAUGAUAGACUUAAAAAUAAAUAGAUAUGUAAAAGGAAUAGAUAAGAACCAGAAACAUGUUGAUGAGAUGGUAACAGUGAAAAAACCAGCGGCAGCACUACCGCUUCUAUCACACCCACUGUCUUGUUUGUUGUCUGUAGCAUCAGCACCAGUAGCAGUUGCAAGCACAAUCUGUUUCAUUCUCUUAGCGGCAGGAGGCUGGAAAUGGUAGAUUUUCAACACAAAAAGAGAAACAACAGAUCCACGCUAAAUAACUGGUUGUGUUCUCAAAAAGCAGCUACCUGAAGAUACUCAAGACUACAUGAUGAUUCUCAAUGAAAACAAUUUUUUAUUUUGUUAUGCUACCAAACAUUUUCUCUGUAACUCUCUUCAGAGAAUACAUUAAGUAUAAUAUUUACCUAUGUUUUAAGCAUAGGGGUUUUUUGUCACUUGAUCUUUUUUUUUCUUCGAAGUGCUGGAGCCUCUUCGGCUUAACAUUUUCUUAAUUAUUCUUCAUUAAUUGUUUCUUUGAGAGUGUAUUUCCUUGAACUAUUUCAUUAUUAAUGAUAUAAUGAAAUUUUUAUACCAUAGUUCUUCCCGUAUAUUUUUAUAAUUCCAAAUUAUAUUUUUUGUAUUCUAUACACAAUGACAUAUAUUAGACAUCUAUAAAAAAAAAUUAAAACGAUGGAAAACUAAAAAAAAGCAACAAAAAAAAAACAAAAAACAAAACCUGUUUAUUUGAGUAAAUACUGGAUUAUAUUUUAUCCAUUUGAUUUGAAACAAAAUAUUUCUAUGCAAAAUUCAAAAUUUCAGUCAUUGUAGUUUGUUCAUAAAGGAUUUUAUUACUACAAUAUAAUUCAGAAUUAAAAGACAAUCAAAGAAAAUAAAUACAAAAAAGGGGAAAAAAUAAUAAAAGAGAAAUAUUUAAAAAAUGGCCUGGGAAACUUGAGGUCAUAAUUUUAGUGAGGCUUCCAUUACCAACUAAAACUGGAGUAUUUAUUUUUCUCAAUUUCAUUUUCAACUUGUAAAACCUACCAAACUACACCAUGAUUAAGAAUGUGUCCCAAGUUCCUUGCCUUGGAGUUUCCUCACCUGAAAUCUGCCGUGGAACUGGAUGCUAUUUUCAUAGGGAUCACCUGGAACAGCGAAUGUCACUCACUGAUGCCUUUGUUCAUAUUUUUGAUCGCUUAAUGAACAACCGUGCUGGACCUGGUCAAGCAUAUAUCCCCACAGAUGUCGAACACCUUGCAAACAUGGUUACACAUGGAUUGUGGAUUUUACCAAGCUUUGGAGGCCUUCUCUGGCUACUGUAUUGGUCUGUAAAUGAUCACCAGUUCCUUAGUGCCUGUGUGUUUGGGCUUGCAUUGUUUACAUUGUUUACUACUUCUACCAUCUACCAUGCACUAUCAUACUCAGGAAAACUAAAAACUCUAAAGAAUGUCUUUCAUAUUGGAGAUCGAGCUGCUAUUUACAUAUUCAUUGCUGCUUCUUACACUCCAUGGCUAUUAUUGAAAGAUAUGGAAAACUGGGGUGUUCAAGUACGAUGGUUAAUUUGGAUGUUAGCUAUGAUGGGUAUCUCCUACCAAUAUAUGUUCCACGAAAAAUAUAAAUGGUUGGAGACAUUGCUUUAUGUAAUCAUUGGAGUGGGUCCGUCUGUAACAGUAUUAGCAAUGAAAGAAACUUCUGGUUUGUAUGAAUUGACUCUUGGUGGAAUAACAUAUGCUACUGGUGUUGUAUUUUUCAAGUGUGAUGGAAUCAUACCAUUUGCCCAUGCCAUCUGGCAUUGUUUUGUAUUCGUUGGUGCCACCUUCCAUUUCUAUGCCAUCAGUACUUACUUGAUGGGUCAUGAUGUUCACAAGCAGAUGCCAAUUGUAACAGAUACCUUUUAACUUCGGUCUUUCCAUUAUAUUUAUCAUGAUUCUAUGAAAUUAGCAACCAAAAUGCAUUUUGACAUUUUUUCCAAAAACAAUUACCUCUACAUUUUUCAAUUAUUUUUUUUUUGCAUCUUUUUUAAUUUGCAGCACUUUCUUCUGUUGAUGUUGUUACUGUUGUUAUUGAUAAUAUUGUUGACAAUUUUGAAUUCUACACACUCUUUUUCAAUUUACUUUCCUUCCACUUUCUAUUUUUAUUGUUAUUAUUAUAAUUAUUAUUAUUAUUAUUAUUAUUAAGUCAGUAGAUUGGCAGAAUCAUCAGUAGAUCGUCAGAAAAUACCCUGUGGUAUUUACUUCUGAUUUUUUACAUUCUGAGUUUAAAUCCUACUAAGGUCAGAUUUGCUUUUCAUCCUUCUGGGAUUGAAAAAUAUCAGUCAAAUACUGGGAUCAAUAUAAAUCGACUUUCCCUCCCGUCUCAAAUUUCUGGCCUUGUGCCUAUUUAAGAAGCAAUUACGAUUAUUUUAUUAUUAUAAAUUAUGCUAGGUAGCAAAUUCAUCAUGUUUGACAAAAUGCCUUGUCAUAUUCAGUUGCAUCUCUUUACACUCUUUGUUUAAAACCUGUCAGGGUUGAUUGUAACUUUCAUCCUUCCAGGGUGGGUGGAGUGUCAAUAACAUAAGUUUCAAUUAUAUAUUGGAGUUAAAUAAAUUACAUUUCUAUCUUUCUCAAUCUAUUAUGGAAAUGUUAAAAAUUAUUAUUGUGACAAAUAAAGUAGUGGAUGGCAGAAAUAGUAGGGCACCAGACAAAAUGCUUCCAUUUAUGUUUUGAGUUGAAAUCACAUUUUUCACUUAUCUGAAAAACAGUAAAAAGUAUCAGAAGUAUCAUCAGUAACAUGUUAGUAUCAGUUUAAUCAAUCAUACUCUUAACUGAAUUUUUUUAGGUUUGUGCUUAUGUUAGGAAUUAUUAUUUUUGUUUCAUUUCCCCUUGCAUAACAGUAAAUUUUUAAUUUGGUCUCAGUUUCAAGCUAGAAAUGUUUUGCUUAUAUUCUUAAGCAUAAAGAUCACAAGAGUUUCUUGCCAAGGAACCCAGUCUGUUUUUUUGUUUUUUUUAUGAUGGAAAGCCAGUCACAUUUGUUUUUACUUGUUGCCAUAUUAAUCUAUGGUCUAUAUUCUAUAGCUACAUUGCUGAAUUUUCCCCUGAUUGUUAGAUAUGAAAUAGUUAU